Messenger RNA from Mya arenaria, 4550 nucleotides. Its product is annotated as proprotein convertase subtilisin/kexin type 4-like. Gene Ontology annotation, molecular function: serine-type endopeptidase activity. The transcript has 13 exons. The record is from RefSeq and is a predicted model, not a curated record. Lineage: Eukaryota; Metazoa; Mollusca; Bivalvia; Myida; Myidae. Gene Ontology annotation, biological process: protein processing. The coding region runs from base 371 to 2431 and encodes 686 amino acids. Gene Ontology annotation, cellular component: Golgi membrane; trans-Golgi network.
UGCUUAUUCAUCGACAUCUAAUACAGGUAGUCACACUAUCUUAUGGACUGAGUAAAUAAUUUUCAAUAUUGAUUGGUAGUAAGGAAAGAAACUAAGAGAAGAAAAGAAUUGUGAAAUAUUCUGAUAAAUGUAUUUGUGAACACUGUUGAAUAAAAUUCGCUUUAAAUUUUGGGCGUAGUGUUUAUUUUCGAACAAGAUCAUUCGAAGUGUGACAGUUUGGACGAAGGGUUUAUCCCUCAGCUUGUGAUUGCAGUGAAAGUAAUGAGAGUUCAGUUCAUUAAAUCUGACCACAAUUUUUUUGACUCCCGUAGAAAUCUGGAACAGACUCAUAUAUUUCUCCAAUUCAAAUUACGACUACCGAAUAACAAACAUGUAUGGACACUUAUAUAAGAUUUACAUGUACAUGAGCGUGUUGAUUGUUAUUCCACCGACUAUUAAUUGCUUGAAAUAUUCGGAGAGAAGGAUAAUUGAGUUUGAAAAAGGAGAGUUUGAAGACAUGAGCUAUAGAAAUAGAUUACAGAAUAUGGGAUACGAGUUUUUGUUCAAGAUAGUUGACGACUUCUAUGUGUUUGCCACAAACAAGUCUUGGAGCACAGAAGAACAUGAACACUUUAAGCAUAUUAAUGUCGGUAAGGUCAAACAAAUUUACCAGGAUUCAAACAUAUUUUCUGCUACGGGAAUUGAUGUUGGUGCUACUGCAGGUGAUGAAGAUGACAACACAGAUCAACGUCGACCUUCUUUCUGCCAGUGUCCUCCCUACUUUGAUGAGGUGCAAGAGAUAGAUCAGUCAUGGGUAGAAGGUUAUACCGGAAAAAAUGUCGUAAUUGCUGUAACAGACGUUGGUGUGGACUCCGAUAGUCCCAAUCUCCGUGAAAAUAUUGCAUUUGAUUUGUCUUAUAACUUUAUUGAUAAUAACACGGACCCGAGACCUGAAAUAUUUCCUAAUUAUCCGGAAAGUUUACGACUGACAAACCAUGGAAAUGCCUGUUCAGGUCUAAUUGCUGGAAUAAAAGAAAACGACAUUUGCAGUUUCUGCGGCGCCGGGGUGGCAUUUAAUUCAAAGGUGGCAGCUCUGAAAAUAGGUAAAGUCAAGUACUUACAUUGGGAAUAUAACCCCGAGAUAACAGGUGGACUGUAUUCUGCAGCGCUACGUUUCAAAAACCAAGAAAUACACAUAUACUCAAACAGUUGGACCUUCGAUGAACCUUUUAAAACAUUACAUCCCCCAACCGAGCGUGUUUUAGAAGUUGGUUUGGAAAAGGGUCGGCAAGGACUUGGUUCUAUUUUCGUUUUUCCCUCCGGUCCUCAUGGAAACGGAUUUACAAACAAUAUUUUCACAAUUGGAGUAGCUAGUUUUGGAUUUAAUGGUAUCGUGCCUCGGAGGAGCUUUGUUAGUUCAGCAACUCUUGUGUCAGCAUUUGGUCAGGGAAGAAGGAGAAUUGACAAUGGAACGCUGACAGUGACCCAUACUAUUCGUCGAUUAGCCUCUAGAACGUGUGACAACAAAUUUGGAGGAUCCUCCGCAGCAACUGCUAUAGUGUCCGGAAUGAUUGCAUUGACCUUAGAGGCGAAUUCUGCACUCACUUCGCGUGAUAUAAAACAUUUGCUUGUCGAGUCAUCAGGCUACAUCGGAUUAGCAGAGACAUCACAUUUUAAAAUGAAUUGCGCGGGAAAACAUUUUCAUAAGGUGUUUGGAUUCGGUUAUGUACAAGUGCUGAAAAUGGUUCAUCUUGCAAAACACUGGAAAUUCAAUCUGCAACUUCUGAAUCUGACUUAUGUUUGGUUUGAUAUUCAACAUAACCAAACUGAUAUCGGAUAUGAAUUAGUUUCAUCGUCCAAUCUCACUUGCCAACACAAACCAUACUGCAUCGACAAAAUGGAACAUAUUAUUGUCAAGUUAAGGUUUGUAUAUCCAAGGCACACUCGGACCAUUCUGUCAAUUAUUUCACCUUGUGGCACCGAAUCCAUCCUCAUGGAGCACGCAGGUGAACCACCUAAAGAUGAAAACGAUGUAGGCAAAAAUGAAGGGGUUUCCGUAGAUGCAACAUUUCUUUCCAAUCAUUUUUGGGGAGAGGAAAUGGAAGGUAUCUGGACGGUGAAAAUAACUGGACUUGGAGUUUAUUCAUAUCUGUUGUGCAACAUUGAGAGGGCAGAAAUAAUGUUUUACGGCACAAACAAACAUAGAGUCAUUCCUAUCGUAAGGUUGGAAAGUCCAAAUAUCACCGAAUCGUCGGACAGAAAAACAAAGGGGAUACAAGAAGAGAAGGUUAAUGUUGGACGUGUAGUAGGCAUUCCAUUAGGCAUAACAAUUCCACUUGUUAUAAUCAUUAUUUUAUGUUGUUGUAAAUACAAGCCAUGGCGGAAACCUCUCCCAAACAAUCCAAUGCAUGAUAAUGCAAUAGGUGAACAAUUGUUAACACAAAUUAACUAACAAUAACACAACUAUAAUCGUAUUUAUAAUAGAUUUGUUGGUAUAGAGUAUAAUCUGACUAAGAAAAUAGACUUAAGAAAAUUGAGAACGUUACAAUAUGUCAGUACAUUUCGAUCAGUCAAUAUAUGUUAAUUGGGUAAACGUUGUUAGAUAGUGUUUGCAAAGUUGGUGUUUGCUAUAAGUUCCCCUAGGUUUUAUUCGACAGUAAAUCUUGUAUACAAACCUACUAUGCACAUAAAGACCAUAUUGUGAUGCAUAUUCCCUAUGUCGAGAUGUUAGUUAUAAAGAUGUUUCUUAGGUAAUAAUUAGAAAAGUUUAGGUAAUGCAUGUCGUUUUUAUUUUCAAUAAUGUUUUCUUUAUAUGUUCCAAGUUUUAGUACAGUGAUGCUUUUUAUUAUGAAACUCUAUGAUCACACAGUCUUAAACCUUUUAAUGUCUAAGGCAGACUUUGUUUGAUGCUCAUAGUUUCAAACAAUAACUACAUCGUAUAUUUGAAAAGUUUUUGCAUUAGGUACUCUGAAUGUAUUCCUCCGUCUGCAGAUAGAGUUGGGAUCUUUAAUCAUUUAAGUACUUGGGGUUUACCUAUUAGUUUAUUAUUAUAUGUUUUAUUAUUAAGUUUUCUCAAGUUAAUGCAUACUUUGAUAAGAUAUACGUUAUACUUUUUUUCUUUAUUCAGUAUUGUUGGGAUAAGAGUGAGGUUUGUGCACUUUAACUGGUUUAAACCCCCAGUAAGUUUAUAUUUUACUGAUCGUUCCAAGGCGGUACCUAACAAUCUUUGAUAAACAGUGUUUUAUAUAGUAUAUAUUCACUGUGCUGUUUGUGGAGUUUUGUUUUUGUGUUAUAUGUCUUUGGCGUUUUCCCUGUGCCAUUAAACGGGGUUUAUGUUUAAUCGUUUGGCUACUGAGCUUAUUUCUGUAGAUUUUCACAUAAGAAUUAAAACUUGAAAAAGGUCGCUAUAAAGGGGGUCUCAAAACCGAAGUUUUUAUGGUAAAGAUAUAAUUUGAAAAGCCAGUUUAUUUUCUAUUGUCCAGUCUUUGACGAUUAACGUUUGUCGUAUUUACCCAUAACAUUUACGAGAAAGCAUAAAAAUAAAUGCUAGUUUCAAGAUGAAUGCGUUUCUGUAAAUGAAACAGAGACUACUUGUUUGUUUCAGUGUAAGAUCGUGAUAUCUUUCGCCCCGUGAGCAUCAAAAGUUAUAUUUCACGAUGAUCUAUAUGGAGAACUUGUUGGAGUUUCAUUUUUUGUUGGUAGAUGUAUUGGGAUUAUCCAGUAUUUAUCUUAAUUAAUUAUAUCUCAGGAUCAUAACGUCACCCUAAUGCAAAAACUCAAUAACUGCAUCUAUAAAUAAAAGCAGAUAUUGAGUUCUUGCACUAAUGUGACGAUUAUUAAAAUAUGUAAACAGUGAAUAUAAACAGAAAUAGAAACGGGUAGAUGACAUAGGCCAACUUGUAUUCCAUACACUGAUAAAACAUGUAAUGUAUAAUAUGGAUUAGAUGAUACGUACCAUUUUGGUUAUUGCAUGUACCCUAUUAAAUGAUUUAAGAAACGUUUACAUUGAUAAAUAUUACUGGAAGGGACCAUUUACGUUGGCAUUUAUUGAUGCAGUAAAAAUGGUUAAUGUAGUUUAAUAAUUGGAGUAUAUUUAUAAGAUAAACACUACAUUGUUUGCGAAGAAAAACAUGAUAAGCAAAAUUGGACAAUUUUCGUUAUACAGUCUCAUUUUGGCUAGUCAUAAGAUCAACUGCUAUAUAGCACAGCUAGUAUCUAGUAAAUUAAAGAGCUUGUAUAUACAAAAUAGACAUUAUGCCUUACAGUUAUACUCACAACACUUAUUCUUAAUUUUCACCAUCUGUAGAUUUCAUCGAUCAUUAUAUAUGUUCGCAACUGCAAGUCUAUACAUAUGUAGAUGUUGAUUUGCGUAAGCUAGUAAAUGUGACCAUGCAUCGUUGAUAACUUUUUCUUGAUACACCUUGCAACGCAUAUCAAUUAUUUAUUUUGUUGUAUUUGUUACGUUAUGUAGAUAGUGUGCAUUAAGCACUGCAUGUUGUAUUUCAUUUAAGCAUAAACAUAUUGUUGAAUUAGUUUCCCUUAUAGUUUAAAUAAAAGUAUGUAUGCUUUUA